UAUUGACAGAUUUUUUUCUCUUCAUGGAAGGGAAGGUUUCAAGAGUAGGCUGGUGGUGAAAUUGGUAUCCCAUAUCUAGGCUUGAAUUGUUGGGGGCAAGGUACCCAAAAGAAGUUUCAGGGGGCAUAUUGACAUUGAAGGUUGACCAAAUAUUCUGUCAGCCACACGGUUACAGGAACCUAAUUAAAUUCCUCUCUUCUGGUAGAACAGCGGCUUAAAAAGAACAAAUGACGAAAUAACAGAUACGCUGGCUGUACUCUGGUAACAGGGCCGGGAAAGCCUGGGAAGGAAACCGAAAUAUGUAGUGCCCAGUUUUACUCUGUUAUGGCAUAAAUACAAGAUGGCGGAAUUAGGUGACAUAAUUAUUUGAAUAGAGUUGUUAAAACUGUUACCUUCCAUCAAGACAGCAAAAUUGUGGUUUUAUCGAUUUGAUUUUUGUAUUAUGCUUUGGUUGCUUCUUCGAACCGCUGGCCAGAGGGGAUUUGUUUCGAAUCUUCAUUAUGGCCAUCUGGGUUCAACGUUCUGUAAGCCUAUGGCGAGAGAACGAUUUCAUAGCAUAAUGCGAAACAGGGUUAUCUGCACGAGAUGCUUUAAAGACCUUGAAGUUACAAAGGAAAUUACCUACAGACCAGCAAAGCGCUUAAAAAUGUUUCCAAGUUUGAUGUGGGGUGUCAGUCGCCGUCUUGUAGUGACUCGUGUCGGCUCGAAAGGUCAUUCGGCCUCUAGUACGCGAAACAAGACAACAGCGAUAUAUAUAAUAGCCUUAGCAAUCACAGUUGUGGGAGCAUCAUACCUUGCUGUACCUCUUUAUCGUCUUUACUGUCAGGCAACAGGGUUAGGUGGAACAGUGAAGAGAGAGGAGUCUGGGGAGAAGAUUGAGCAGAUGGAAAGAAAGCCGGAAAGAGAGUUAGUGAUCAGGUUCAAUGCAGAUAGGAGUGCUUCCAUGCGAUGGAACUUCAGACCUCAACAGACAGCUAUCAGGCUUGUACCAGGGGAAACAGCUCUGGCAUUUUACACUGCUACUAACCCAACUGAUGAGCCCAUUACAGGAAUUUCAACAUAUAAUGUGAUACCCUUUGAAGCAGGGCAGUAUUUCAACAAAAUCCAGUGCUUUUGCUUUGAGGAACAGAGACUGAAUCCACAUGAGCAGGUGGAUAUGCCAGUAUUUUUUUAUAUUGAUCCAGAAUUCACUGAAGACCCUGCCAUGGCUAAAGUGGACACCAUAACUCUCUCCUACACAUUCUUUGAAGCGAAAGAGGCUGAAAGGCUUGGUUUAUAGUGAUUGCUUUGUUCUUCGCCGUGUAAAAUGGAGUUAACUGUAAUACUAUUCUGUACAAAAUACCAUAAAUUAAUUGCAAGGGUCGACUAGCGAAGAGAUAACUUGUCAUUUAAAAAGAAUAUUCGAAGACUAUUCGAACGCACGCUCGACUCGCCUACCACGAAAAGACGUGACAUCAGGGAACAGCUUUACACGCGUUAUAUAUCUCUUCCAAGGACUUUCACGGGAAUUCUUUCGCUCAACGUAUGCCUUGAGGUGUAUUUUAUUUCCUGAGGAAGAACCACAGGUGAUGAAGUAUUACUUCAAUAAAAAACAACUUAAAUCACUUUUGCCUAACAAUUUCAUUUCAUUCCCUAUGUUUCCUGUUCUCAUCGAAAUCUUUUAAGCUUGCCAGUUCGUUGAGAUUUUCUUUUAAAGACGGUUUUCAUCGGGAGCCGAAUUUGUUUUCCAUGAGUGUACCAUGGCAGGUUAUUUUUUUUUUUUCGAAAUAGAGAUAAGACGAGGAAUCGUUAUCUUAAAAUACAAGCGGUACGAUAAGUAAAUGUGUCGAGAUAUCCUUCCAGUGUUUCAGGGUAGAAUCCCAUGAAUGAAGUUUUAUUUCUUGCGGGAGACGGUUGCACUUGUAAAUAAUUUGACGGUUGCUUGUUAAUUUUACUGCUUGAAUUUUUCAUAACUUGAAAGCGCCAACACUACUCCAAGCCAUGGGCAUAUCUCACAUAACAAUUCUCAGUCAUACUUAUUUUGGCUAUUUCCUAUGCGCAAAUCCGCAGGCGAAGUGUAUUGCGUAAGUGUAAAGCAAUUAAUGCUAUCUUUUUAUGUAUAUACGGGCUUCAACUUUUUUAUUUUUUGAACUUUCUGAAUAUUUUUGUCCUAGAUAGACAAAACACUGUUGAGUAUUUGAAAUCUUAUCACAACUAAAAGGUUUUUAGUGUCGCUCAAUGAGUUAGUUUUUUUUUAUUUAAGGUUGAAAAUUUUUUUUUUUUUUUUAUUGUAUAGUAGGGGCAAAGGCCGAGUGACUCGCUGAUGUGGAACGGUUAGUAACAUAUCAACCCUCAUCACUCAAACAUGCGCAGUUAUUCAAUUAGCUUUGCCAAACUAGAAUACAAUUUGUAAAAAAAAAAAAAAAAGUUAUUAGGUAGGGAGACCACUACAGCCUAACCAAUUACAGCGGAUCCCUCGUAAAUUAUUUAGAUAAAAAAAUACUUAAUAACUAAAUCUACGAAUAUGUAAGCAGAAAACUUAGGAGAAAACAAAAAGGAAGAUUUGUAGAUACGUUUGACGGCACCUGGAGUGUUUCCCGAGAGAAGUCCGUUCUGUUCUUUAGCUCUGAAUUUAUCAGAAAAGGAUCUGAAAAAGGAUCUGAAAAAGGAUGAAUUUUGUGCCGUUUACUUUCAUAACGUGGAGCUUGACUUCAAUGUAGUUCUCGUACUUAUGGAUAUCUAGGAGGACGAUCUCAAUGGUGUAACUCAUGUUAGCCGUAAAACAGCAAAAAAUUAACCGUCAGUCGAAAAAAUAAAUUGAUUGUAAAAUA
Stylophora pistillata is the source of this 2810-nucleotide messenger RNA. Its product is annotated as cytochrome c oxidase assembly protein ctaG. Gene Ontology annotation, cellular component: mitochondrial inner membrane. Gene Ontology annotation, molecular function: copper ion binding. NCBI's taxonomy places the organism in Eukaryota, Metazoa, Cnidaria, Anthozoa, Scleractinia, Pocilloporidae. The record is from RefSeq and is a predicted model, not a curated record.